AUGCCUGAAUUCUGGGACCCCGCGCGCUGCAACUGGACCAUUGACAACCGCGACUCGGGCGAAGCCCGCGCCCUCCUCGGCGCCAUGGCCCAGAUGGCGCCCUCGGCCGUGUCCCCCAACGAGCUCCGGCGACUCGCGGGCCUGUGCCUGUGCAGCUUCUACCACCAGAACCAGCGCGAGGACGUGGUGGCGCGGUGGCUCGACGUGGUGAAGCGCGCGGGCGGCCACUACAGCAACGCCGCGGCCCAGGCCACCGAGGAGCGCGACGCCGUCGUGGUCAAGAAGAGCGCCUACCUCGACCAGCUGGAGCUCGCCCUCAUCGAGUCCAACGCCGAGUUCCAGGACGUGCAGGGCCGCCUCGUCGAGGCCGCCGACAAGAACGCCAAGAUCCGCGCCGAGAACCUCGGCCUCGUGCACGAGCGCGAGGGCCUGCGCGACGCCCUCGAGGCCGCCGAGAAGAAUGGCGGGGACCUGCGCGGCGAGCUCGAGACCGCCCAGGGUGACUUGACUCGCCUGAGCCAGGAGAACGCCGUGUGCCGCGGGGAGAUUGCCGUGCUGCAGGGUAAGCUGGGCGAGGUGCAGGCCGGGCUGGAGACGGCCGAGCGGGACGGUGCGCGCCUGCGCACCGAGCUCGCCUCGUCCAAUGAGACCAACCUUGACCAAAAGGCCGAGAACGAUCGUCUGCGCCAGGAGGUGUCCAGCCUUCUCGAGCAGCUCGACUCUCUCCAGGGCGCCCUCGACGCCGCCAGCGACAACAGCAACAAGCUCCAGCGGGAGCUCGGCUCCGCCCUCGAAAACCUGCAGCAGUCUUCCUCCGCCCACGACCGCGCCCGCCACAGCAACGCCUCUCUCGAAGAGCAGCUCCGUAAGCUGCAGGGCCUGCUCGGCACCGCCGAGAAGCGCGGAGACGCCCUCCAGUCCCAGCUCAAGACCGCCCAGGACGAGCUCGCCGUCGCCGAUCGCCAGCACGGGAAGGUCAGCCGCGAUAACAGCGACCUGGUCCGCCGCAUGCGCGAGCUCGAGGCUAUUGUCCAGUCCGCCGAGGAGGAGGGCGAGGAGGUCAAGCGCGAGCUGUCCGACGUCAGCGGGCUCCUCGCCAAUACGCAGGCCGAUAGGGACAGGCUCGAGGCCCACAAUAGGGGACUCCAAGAACGCGUCGUUGCUCUCGAGCGCCGGCUCGACCAGGCCGAUGAAAACUGCAAGAAUCUCGAUACCGAACUCCAGACUGCCCGGGCUUACGAAGAGCUUGCGGCACAAGUGCCCAGCCUUCUCGAUCAGAUCCGUGAGCUUCAGGGUGAGAUCGCCGCGACUUGGCUCAACCGCCUCCUCGAGCUCGUCAGGAGAGCCAAGUUGAAGAUUAGGUCCAUCGUCAAGGGCGGUAGGAAACGACUUCUCCGGGAUGGGAAGAAGGGUGCUCCGGAUGAAGAGACGAGACAGGGAAGUAGGGCCGGGAGCGUUCGCAACGAGUAG
This is a messenger RNA of Parascedosporium putredinis, 1470 nucleotides long. Lineage: Eukaryota; Fungi; Ascomycota; Sordariomycetes; Microascales; Microascaceae. The record is from the annotation of a GenBank genome assembly.